UUGAAAAACAACAGGCUCAUGUUGGGGAACUCGCUCCGCCAUUUUGUCUAUACGAGGCAAUCAAAACAACGAUCCAUGCAAAAUAGAAUCUAACCCACUGCAGCAAAAUGUGAAUACCUUGAGGUGUUUUGUCCAUUUUCUGCCUGACGGGAGUUACUUGUCGUUGGUUUCUGUUGCAAUUAUCAUUAAUUAGAAAGAUUUCAUCUAAAUAUAAAUCAGCUGUCAUGGGAAGGUCCAGGAGCAGGAGCAGGUCGUCCAGUCGACAAAGACAUCGGUCGAAGCGCAAGAAAAACCGUUCGAAAUCACGUUCUGCGUCCAAAGAUCGUUCUUCCAGGCAGCGAAGCAGUCGGAUGAGGUCUAGAUCAAGAGACCGUAAGAGGUCUGCAAGAAAGCGUUCCUUUUCAUCUAGCAGUUCAGACAGUGACGAUGAUCUGAUAUUAAGAGCGAAAAAGAGAGAAGAAGAAGAAAAGAAGGCGGAAAUGGAACGUCAGCGUUUAAU
Molecule: messenger RNA, 499 nt
Organism: Aplysia californica (California sea hare)
Lineage: Eukaryota; Metazoa; Mollusca; Gastropoda; Aplysiida; Aplysiidae
Product: arginine and glutamate-rich protein 1-B
Cellular component (GO): nucleoplasm; mitochondrion
Molecular function (GO): cadherin binding
Source: RefSeq, a predicted model, not a curated record